This is a messenger RNA of Anthonomus grandis grandis, 1734 nucleotides long. RefSeq lists its product as uncharacterized. The transcript has 2 exons. Lineage: Eukaryota; Metazoa; Arthropoda; Insecta; Coleoptera; Curculionidae. The record is from RefSeq and is a predicted model, not a curated record. The coding region runs from base 473 to 1651 and encodes 392 amino acids.
CAAUUGUACAAAUUAUAUUCAUAUUUUGUUUGAUUUUUUAUUUCAGCUUUAAGGUGCACGAACCACUACUUCCUUUAUCUAACCUCAAUGGAUGUAGCCAGUGUCUCCUUUCCCUUUGAAUAUUAGCUAAAUUUACAAGGUUCAACAUAUCUUGGUCAUCUUCGUCGUCCGAGAACAUUUCAUAUGUAGGUAACUGACAAACCACAAACAUCGGUAUCCCUUUCUGACUGAAUUGAGUGCGCCAAGUCCGCUCCACAGCUGCACCACGCCACUCCCAGGCCACCACCACACGUCCGUUCUGUGUGAAUUGCGCCUUAGGCUACGGUUAUAGUGCAUGCGUGUUCUGACGAACUGGCGUUCGGCCGAAAACGUCAGAAUUCUUGGUCAGAACAAAAGUGGUUAGUUUGUUUGCGUAUUGUGACGAACUGAUUUUAAUUUUUACUGGUUUUGUUGCCGUCGCAAAAUAUCCGUGAUGGAUGACGUGGACGAUUAUCUGUUUUUAGAAAGUCCUUUGUUAAAAAUGUUGUUAAUGAAUGAAAGGACUAUAUGUAUAAACGAAAUGUUUGCUUCAAGGAAUAUUAAUGGUGAAUUUCACACCCUAUUUGAAGAACUUUUACGCCAACCAGAAAAAUUUUUCGAAUACUUUAGAAUGUCAAUACAAACUUUCAACUAUAUCCUAGAGGGGAUCGAAGAAAGUAUAACUAAGCAAUCAAACUUUCGAGAAUGCAUAUCAGCUAGAGAAAGAUUGGCCCUAACUUUGAGGUAUCUAUCUACGGGGAUGUCUUUUAGGGCACUCAGUUUUUCAUAUAGAAUUUCCCAUAGUGCAAUACGAUUAAUUGUUUAUGAAACAUGUCUAUCAAUAUGGAAUAGCUUUCGGGAAAAACACAUGCCUAUGCCUACUACAGAACAUUUAAAAGCUAUAGCAAAAGACUUUUUCACAAAAUGGAAUUUUCCUAACUGCGUUGGCUGCAUUGACGGAAAACAUAUCAGAAUUAAAUGCCCACAAAAUUCAGGAUCGUUAUAUUAUAAUUACAAACAGUAUUUUUCAAUAGUGUUACAAGGAAUAUCGGAUGCCAGUUAUAGAUUUGUGACUGUAGAUGUGGGAGCUUACGGAAAGCAAAGCGAUGGAGGCAUAUUUUCGCUUUCGAACGUUUAUAAACAUUUAGAGCAAAAUACGUUUAAUAUCCCAGAUAACGACUAUAUACCAUCAACAAAAAUUAUGGCGCCCUUUGUACUAUUAGGUGACGACGCUUAUCCGUUGAAGUCGUAUUUGUUAAAACCAUAUUCAAAACAGAAUCUUUCCCGUGAAGAACGGAUAUUCAACUACAGAUUGUCUAGAGCUCGGCGCUGUAUUGAAUGUGCGUUUGGGAUAUUAGUUAGUAAAUGGAGAUUUUUAAAAACAGAACUUCAGAUGUAUCCUGAAAAAGUUGACAUUCUAGUGAAAAGUGCAACCUUAUUGCAUAAUGUAAUUAUCGACAUGGAAGGAGUCCCAGUACUGACACAAGAACAACAUGGUCUCAAUAAAAAGACAUCUGUUUCAAGGCGAUACAAUCGCUACGGGGCAACAGCGGCUCAAGUAAGAGACAUUUAUAAAAAUUACUUUUGGAGCCCAGCAGGGGCGGUGCAGUUUCAGUAUAACAUUUUUAAUUAAUAAUUAAACCUAAAUUCCUAAACUCAUUUCUAAUUUAAUGUAAGUACUAUGGAAUAUAUGUAAUAUUAAUGUACCUAAUGUAA